Paramuricea clavata is the source of this 8769-nucleotide messenger RNA. The record is from the annotation of a GenBank genome assembly. Lineage: Eukaryota; Metazoa; Cnidaria; Anthozoa; Malacalcyonacea; Plexauridae.
GAAUGAGAGUUAUGAAAUCCCAUCAAGAAAUGCUAACAAACUUAGGAAGGUUGAAAGCCGAGCUUGAACAGGAAUCUAGAACGGUAAACCUCAUCAACUCUUUGUGAAAUUAUGGCUGUGUAUAUUCGCCGAUAACUCAGUAACUUCUGUUUUCAAAAACUGAAUUUUUUAGCUGGAAAGUACUUUGGCGAGUGCAAAAACGGAAAAUACAAAAUUGAAUUUGAUGAAAGAAACGUUGGAUGAAGGUAUGCGACUUUUUCAUAUACAAGUUUUUCAUUGCUGGAACUGUCUACAUUUUCAAUAAUAUAAUAUGUAAUAUAAUAUUAUUAUAAUGCAGAAAAUGUUUAUUUUAGAUUUCGAGAUUAUUUCAGCGGAAUGUGAGACACUGAGAGACCAGGUCAAAGACAACGAGAGAAGGUUAUCUUAUCGUUUUGAUUUAAACUGUUUUUCCUAGAGGUCCAGUAAAACUCGCCCCUUCCUAGAGGUCUAGUAAAACUCGCCCCUUCCUAGAGGUCCAGUAAAGCUUGCACCUAAACUUAUCUAACUUUAUUUAUACUGGAUGGCUCUGUCAGUUCCAAACUGUUCUUCCUAGAGGUCCAGUAAAGAUCAUCUCUUAUUGAUCCAGUGUUACUACAGGAGGAAACCUAAACAAAACCAACAUUAUUUAUACUGGAUAGCUCUAUCAGUUCUAAACUGUUCUUCCUUAGAGAUCCAGUAAUGAUCAUCUCUUAUUGAUCCAGUGUUACUACAAGAGGAAACCUAAACUAAACUAACUUUAUUUAUACUGGAUAACUCUUUCAGUUCUAAACUGUUCUUCCUAGAGGUCCAGUAAUGAUCAUCUCUUAUUGAUCCAGUGUUACUACAAGAGGAAACCUAAACUAAACCAACUUUAUUUAUACUGCAUAGCUCUAUCAGUUCUAAACUGUUCUCCCUAGAGGUUCAGUAAGGAUCAUAUUUUAUUGAUCCAGUGUUACUACAGGAAGAAACCUAAACUAAACUAACUUUAUUUAUACUGGAUACUGGAUAGCACGUGAAACACUCGUGUACUAACCGUUGUGCUGCACGUGUAUUUUUCCAGGUUACGACGAGCACGUGAUCAGCUACACAGCAAGAGUGACGAUUGUUCACGUGUCAAGGAGGAAAAUUAUGAGCUUGACGAUGAGAUAAAACAACUCAAAGAAAGUCAUCAGUGAGUAGUGAAAACACUGGAGUGUUGAUCGCAUGCACUCAAUUUCGUUUCCGAGUAUGCCCGUUCGCAGGUUAAGGGUGAGCUACCCUUAACCUGCGAACGGCGGAACGGACAUGCUCUGGGAACGAGAUUGGCUUGCACUCGCUUGAAAGUCCUAUAUAAACGUUUGGUACCAAAUAUGACAAUUCACAAGCAUUGUUUAGGAGCAAGUGACAAGCAUGUAAUCACACCCAUAGCACGUAAUUGUCAUAUUAAAUAAUGACUAUUACAUAAAACGUAGCAAUAUAGCAAGCAAAAAUGGAGGAUUCUGUAUAAUGCAUGGCAAUGAUGCCACAACAUACAAUCUGUUUUGUUCUGUGUAGGAUUCCUUACGGCUCUACUGAUAAAAAUUUUUUAAACAAUCAAAAUUGAUAGUCAUGACUGUACAUUAAACAACAACACUAAUCGACAUGAUUAAUUGAUUAUCUUAGAGUCAGUCAAAUGGCACAACUCGGGACUCUUUAUUCAUUUCAUCAAGUGACCCAAAGUAUUUUAAACCUGUCAGUUUAGGCUCACGAGUAUCAGAAUAUGUAAAUUUAAAUAAGCCUGUUGGUUUCAUUUUAAGCUUCCUUGCCGCUAAUUUAAGUUAUGGUCAUUGUAAAUAAAAUGAUGUAAUGUUUAUUAGUGGCAAAAUUAAAUUAUUUAGAUUAAUUUAUAUUUCUAUUAAUUUAUAUUCAAUGUACUGUUAACGUAUGGAGUUUGAACGACGAAAUUGUUGUUCUUUUUUUCUAGAGCGAUGGCGGAAGCUUACAAUAGACGAAUUGACGAACUGAAGUCAGUGUUAAAAGGCGAAAGAUCAGAAAGGUUUAUAUCGUCAUAGUGUUGCCCUACCAUCCCAUACGAUGCCAUAUCAUAACAUACUAUACGAUAUCACUUUGCACCAUACUAUGCCAUACUACACCAUUCUGAACUACACCAUACAAUGGUGUAUAUCGUCGUAGUGUUGCCCUACCAUACCAUACCAUGCCAUAUCAUAACAUACUAUACGAUAUCACUUUGCACCACAUGCAUACUAUGCCAUACUACACCAUUCUGAACUACACCAUACAAUGGUGUACUAUCACUAUACUAAUUAUAAAUUUGAAGUGUCUGUGUCAGUGUAGGUAGUGGCAAUAAUAUGAACAAGCUUUCGUUGCUAGGGAUGCAACUACCUGAAAAAUAUAAGCAGAAUUUCGACGUUUCCAGCGAAGGACCUUGGUCUGGAGUUACUUUCCAAACUCACGACGUAGCGCCUUCGCUCGAAACGUCGAAAUUCUCCUUAUAUUUUUCACGUAGUUUCAUCCCUAUCAUGAACGAAAGCUUGUUUACAGAAUCUAAUCGCUCUUUAAUAACCAAUGAGGUCAAUUCCACGUUUUUAAUUCAUUCAGAUACAAUUUAAUUCUCAGAUGGUAGUUUUUAUAAUACUUCUAAACGCUUUUCUGUUAUACUGGUAACAUUCCCUGAUAUGAGCACGAAUUCUACGCAAUGAAUCAAUUAUUCAGCCUUCGCUCAAAACGUCGAAGUUCUCCUUGUAUUUUUAGGUAGUUGUAUUCCUAUCAUGAACGAAAGCUUGUUUAAAUGAUUGACACUACCUACACUGAACAGACAGUUCAAGAUUAUACCAUACCAUACCAUACCAUACCAUACCAUACCAUACCAUACCAUGCCAUGCCAUGCCAUGCCAUGCCAUACCAUACCAUGCCUUACCAUACCAUACCAUACCAUACCAUACCAUACCAUACCUGCAUACUACAUCGUACAAUAGCUCACAAUACCAUAUCAAUAAGUUAUAUUCUUACUCACUUUAAAUUUUCCAGAGCAUCAUUACAAAUAAAGAGAGACGAUCUGUCCAAGGAGGCUGGCGAAUUUAAGAAUGAAUAUGGCAGUUACAUGGUGAACAUGUCGGAUACCAUCCAGGGUGCAAAAUUUGAACAUACCAAAUUGACUGAGCGAGUAGGUUUUAGCAUUGCGUUUAUAUUUAUACUGGAUAGCUCCGUUAGUUCUGAACUGUUUUCUCUAGGGAUCCAGUAAAGAUCAUUUCUUAUUGAUCCACUGUUACUACAGUAGGAAGAAACCUAAACUAAACUAACUUUAUUUAUACUGGAUAGCUCUAUCAGUUCUAAACUGUUCUUGCUGGAGAUCCAGUAAAGAUCAUCUUUUAUUGAUCCAGUGUUACUACAGGAGGAAACUUAAACUAAACUAACUUUAUUUACACUGGAUAGUUCUAUCAGUUCUAAACUGUUCUUCCUAGAGGUUAAGUAAGGAUCAUCUCUUAUUGAUCCAGUGUUACUACAGGAGGAAACCUAAACUAAACUAACUUUAUUUACACUGGAUAGUUCUAUCAGUUCUAAACUGUUCUGCCCAGAGGUCCAGUAAAGAUCAUCUCUUAUUGUUCCAGUGUUACUACAGGAGGAAAUCUAAACUAAACUAACUUUAUUUAUACUGGAUAGCUCUAUCAGUUCUAAACUGUUCUUCCUAGAGGUCCAGUAAGGAUCAUCUCUUAUUGAUCCAGUGUUACUACAGGAGGAAACCUGAACUAAACUAACUUUAUUUAUACUGGAUAGUUCUAUCAGUUCUAAACUGUUCUUCCUGGGGGUCCAGUAAGGACAAUUUCUUAUUGAUCCAGUGUUACUACAGGAGGAAACCUAAACUAAACUAACUUUAUUUAUUUAUGAUUAAAGGGGUGAAACUCAUGCAGUAGCCAUGUACUAACCAUGCACUAAACCAACUUUACUUGAGCACAAACAAAACUUUUCGCUAAGAUUAUUUUUCCUCCUGCAUCAGGGCAAUGAACUACAACGACUGUUACGGGACGACGAGCAAGAAAUUUUAGAAAAACAAGAACUUUUAAAAAAUGCGAAAAAAUCUUACGCUGACACUCAGAAGAAGUUACGAGAUGAGCUCGAAAAAUUACAGGUACAGAUCGUCUGCCUCAAGAUACCAGUAUCGCGCAUCAGAUUCUGUCAACAUGGCAUACAGAGUAACGUAUCUAUAUUAAUGAUACGUGAUUUGUUUACGUUUUAGGACUCCAUCAGUAAACUCGAAAAGGACAUUGCAGAAAAACGAAAUAUCGUGACUGACAAAACGGUAUGUUUACACGAAGUCUGACUUUGCAACACCACCGGUUCCUCCUCGAGUAUCAUGGUAAACAUCUUACAACUUGUCAACAAGAUGUGUUCGCAACAGGCUUGUAGCAAGCUUGUCAACAAGUUGUAACAAUGCUGUUAUUUUAUCAAGUUGCUACAAGGUUGUCACUCAAGACUUGUUGACAAAUUGUUGAAUUACAGAACGAUAACAAGUUGUUGGAACAACUUGUAACAAGUCUGUUGAGCUCAACAACCUUGUAGCAAGUUGUCAACAAGCUGGGAACAAGCAGUGCGAACACAUCCUGUUGACAAGUUGUUUGAACAGCAUUGCUACAAGUCUGCUGCAGGUUUGUUACAACUUGUGUGUUUUUACGUGUUUAGUGCAUUCUCUUUUUUCCCCUCCAGCCCGGCUACGAGCUUCUGGAACAAGAGUUCGAGGAAAGUUCCAAAGCCUUUGCUGAACUGAAACAGACGAUUGUUGGUAAGAUGAAAGAACUGUUUCCACUGAUCAAGUAAUCUUAUAUUGUGUCAGAUUUUACCAUGCAGAAUUUAAAAAUUCCAAAUUUAUUUACUAGCUAACUGCUUGGUUUUUAUUUGUUGUUGUUUCUUAUUAAAGAUUUAAAAAACAGAAAAGCCAGUUUAGAGCUGACGAUACAAAGACUUCAGAAAGAAAUUGAAAAAAAAGUUGACCCACAGGUAGAUUUAUUUUGGAACAUUGUUAUUGGUUUAAAUUAAGAAUCUAAGAAAUCAUUUCUCUUAUGUAGAAACGUCUACAAGACGAGCUUCGACAAUAUCGUGCCGAGGCUCUUCGUCUUAUGGCCGAGCAAAACGGAGAAGUCAAAGAUAUUGAGAAAGAAAAUCUAUUUUGUUGUCAAAAACUCAGUACUGUCACGAAGGAGAACCAACGGUAUAUAAUAUAUAUUGUGCAUUGGAUAGCUCUACCCACGUAAAAAUGCACAAGUUGUAAUAAACCUGCAGCAGACUUGUAGCAAUGCUGGUCAAUAGGAUGUGUUCGCAUUGCUUUUAUUGAUCUAGUGUUACUACAGGAGGAAACCUAAACUAAACUAACUUUAUUUAUACUGGAUAGCUCUAUCAGUUCUAAACUGUUCUUCCUAGAGGUCCAGUAAGGAUCAUUUCUUAUUGACCCAGUAUUACUACAGGAGGAAACCUAAACUGAACUAACUUUAUUUAUCAGUACUGGAUAGCUCUAUCAGUUCUAAACUGUUCUUCCUAGAGGUCCAGUAAAGAUAAUCUCUUAUUCAUCCAGUGUUACUACAGGAGGAAACCUAAACUAAACUAACUUUAUUUAUACUGGAUAGCUUUAUCAGUUCUAAACUGUUCUUCCUAGAGGUCCAGUAACGAUAAUCUCUUAUUGAUCCAGUGUUACUACCGGAGGAAACCAGGGUACCUCCAAAAUUUUGUCCAGAUUUUGUUGUUUACAUACCUAAUAUUAACUUUUUAUUUCUUCUGUUGUUUUGUUCCAAACAUUCUCAUCUCAAUUUUGUUUGAAAGAUUCGAAGAGGUACGCUGAUCGUUUUUGAAGCGAAGACACGUGAACGAUUUGUUUUUGAAACUUAGAAAAUAUUGUAUGUUCUUUUUUUGAUGAAAUUUCUACGUUUCGACAGGCUAUAAAUAAUGUAGAAGAAGAAAUCAGAGUGUUAGAAACGCAAAGUGUGACAAAUCAAUCACAUCAAGCCCAACUGGAACAACAACUUUCCUGCUAUCAAGGUUUGUUUUGUACAACUAACUUCACGAACGAUAUGCUUUUAACUCAUGACCAUGACAGUGAAUGAUGGAUUUAUAGUAUACAUAGUAAAACUUGAAAAAGUAUAAGCGCGAGUUGUUAAAGAUCUGCAAACAAGUUGUAACAAGGUUGUUGUCAAACCGACAUCAGGAUGUGUUCGCACUGCUUGUUCCCAGUUGUUGUGGCAAGUCUGGAACAAGUUGUCAUCAUUUUGUUACAAGGUUGAUGACGUUAACAGACUUGCUACAAGUUGUUCCAACAAGACUAAUACAGACUGUUCGUAACAAGUUGCUACGAGCUUGUUGUCAUCAACUUGUUAACAACUUGUUACGUGAAGACGAUAUCAGACUUGUUGGAACAACUUGUUGCGAGUCUCAUUAACCUUGUUACAAAAUGAUAACAACUUGUUCCAGACUUUGCAACAACUGGGAACAAGCAGUGCGAACACAUCUUGUUGGCACGUCUUUUUGAUAAGAUGUGAGAUUUUUACCCGUGUAGUAAUAAACCAGAAUUGAAACGUUUUGAAAGGAUCAAAUACAAAGUUAUCUCAUUCUUUGUUUUCAGCGGAAUUGUUGACAGCCAGGGUGGAGGAUUUGAAGCUUGAUAAGGUAUUCGUGUUAGAAGUCAUUUGCUAAAGCCUGGCUUACACUAUAUCAGAGUUUGUGUGAUCACAGUUCUACGUUUUGAAGGAUUUGUAAGAAAUGUUUGAGCGAAGUGAUUGAGUGUUUACUGUCGUUCCAAUUGAAGUGUUCCUCAAAUAUUGAUUCAAUACAUUACCUCAGGCUGACCAAUUCAUUUGAUCAAGUUCCUCGAGAUAUUCAUACACUUCCUGUGAAAGAGCCAAUUCCAAGUAUUUGAUAAUUUCUGGUCACUUCCUUUCUAUUUAUGAUUGGUUAGUUGCACAAACAACAAAAGUGAUUGGUGCAUUCAAACUAUUCAACAGGAAGUUUACAAUUAUACUAGGAAGUGUAUGAAUAUUUCGAGGAACUUGAUCAAAUGAAUUGGUCAGCCCGAGGUAAUGUAUUGAAUCAAUAUUUGAGGAACACUUCAAUUGGAACGACAGUAACACUAACGCCUGUAGUCUAAAAGCUCACUCACACUCAAUGAGUGGAAUGUUCAGUGUGAGUUUUCCUUGAGUGUCAAUGAUGUUUUUGAAUGGCUGGAGGGUGAGUAGUCACAUAGUAAAGUACGACACUAACCCUCCAGUUAUUCAAAAACAGCAAUGACACUCAAGGGAAGCUCAGAUUUAACCUCCACUCUUUGAGUGUGAGUGAGCUUUUAGAAUACAGGCGUAAGUCAGUUUUCUCAAUCCUUUCUUACAAAUCCUUUAAAACUUAUAGAAUUUACCUAUGCAAAAUUCCUACUGUGAUCACAGAAACUUUGAUAGUGUAACGAUAAAAUUAACUUAACGAUAAAAUUGUCCAUGCCUUUUUCUGUCCGAUGUUUUCUGAAAUAGAACCCUAUGAACACCAAUGCUUUUAAAAAAUAUUAUGAAACUUAUAAUGAGUUCUUUGAAUAGGCAUUUUUAACAAAUUCUGUAGGUUUUCGCUGAACGUGAUUUGAAAAUUUUGGAGGAUAUUCAAAAACUGCAGGACGAAACGAAAGGCAGAGAGUCGACGUAAUUGAAAACAUUUGCACUUUUGAAAUGUUAACUAAUAAACUUAUUAGCACAUGGUCGAAGUGAAACAAUCUAUUCUUCAUUUUUCUUCCCAAUAUAGGGUUGAUGGCAUUCAUAUCAAAUUACAACACGAACUUGGCCUUUUAACUUCAUUUAUCGAUGGCGUCGCCAAUCUAAGACCCAAAGGUGAACGUCCAGGCUUCUUUAUGAUUUCCCAAAGUCACAAAGGUGAUGAGUAGAGAAUUUAGAGUCCGGAAGAUUUUAGGACGAUUAAGGUUUUAUAGUGUUGAGUUAGCUAGGAUUUAAACUCGAUGAUCAAUUUUUCGGCAAACAAAUGAUUAAAGAUCAACAUUUUUUCGGCAAACAAAUGAUUAAAAAAGAUCAUCAAUUUUUCGGCAAACAAAUGAUUAAAGAUCAUCAAUUUUUUGGCAAACAAAUGAUUAAAAAUUGCGGUUACCAUAGAGUAUUUUAAUAAAACACAAACAAUAGACACUCCAAAAAUUGUAAACAUUUUAAUUCUUUAAGUUUCGACUAUCAUUUAAGUGAUCUUCAGAAGAAUGCCCAAAUGGGCAUUCUUUUGGAGUGUCUAUUGUUUUGUGUUUUAUUAAAAUGAUUAAAAAAUCAUCAAUUUUUCCGCAAACAAAUGUCACGAACAACAAAAUUCGCCAAGGGAAAGUAAACUUGUCAAGGAAAGUUGUCAAGCGAAACUUAGUUUCUUGACAUGUCAUGAUUUAUGAAUAAUUGAUUUUGCAAACUGAAGGUUACGAUAUUUGCAUUUAAUAAGCUUCUUCCGUAAAGUUUUGUUGCAUUGUCAAAAUUCUAUACGUAAAAUAUAUUGUAAAAUCACCAACUUUUAGGUAUUUAAACAGCUUCUAAAACAUAACAUUUCAAGGAGCAUUUUAUUACAACUGAAGUUACACAAAGAUAUUGAAAAGUUUUUUUACAGUAAAAAUUUAUAAUUUUUGCCCCUGUACCAUAGCACAGAUGAGGUAGAUACAGAUGUGAAUCUUCCGUCAAAUUGCAGAUUGUUUUAUGUCACACGGAAUUCUCACUUCCGGCGAGCGCUGGCAAGUGUCGUUCUGAAAUUUAUGCACCUAUCAAUGUUAACCCCGAG